CAUCAGUAACAUACAGUGGUGGUGGUUGAUCACUCCUACAUUAUGUCUCUCUACUAUAUCUCUUGUUCGUGCUAAUGACAAAACGUAAUGGAGGCGUAGUUGUCAUCCUGAGUAUGAGCUUCAACCAUAAUUGGUAUGUCCUUGAUGACCCACACUCAUUAUGGAGAUGUUGCUGGCCAGAUGGAGGAUGGUGAACUAUAUAUUUCAUCGAUGAGAAAUUCUAAUUGAUAAGUCACUUUUUAUGUAAUCUGAAAAAGAGAAGCACCUAACAUUGAACAAAAAUGGCUGGAAUUGAUUCACAACAUAUAAAAGACUUGAUUGCAAAAGGAAAUAGAUUUGAAGCUAUGAACAUAUUUAUUCAAAGUAAGUUUGGAAAGCCAGAUAACCCAGAGACCGGUAUUAAAAUUAAACGAGAAGUUGGUGAACCCAUCCUCAAAUCAAAGAAAAGCAAAGGUGGUGACAAAGCAAGUCAAAGUAAGGACAACAGUGAGAGUGAGACUGAUGGCAGUGGUAGUGAUAGUGACAGCUGUGGAAGUAGCCAUGCCAGUUCAUCAGCACCUCGCAGUGAAGCUUUGGUGCCAGAAGUAGAAUUGAAGGAGGAUGAGAAUUUGGAUGUUGACAUAGAAACUGUUGAUCCCCUCAGUGAAGCCCUGUUACCAAGACCUCACUUGUUGGACCAGCCUGGCCCUGCACACAUGGGACAUCCACAACAAAAUAUGCAAGGUUAUGGCCACAUGGGAGGAAUGCCUCACUAUGGAGGCCCACCAGGAGGUCCAUAUGGCCCGUAUUGUGUCCAGGUCCCACAGUACGGGCCAAGAGGGGAUGGGACACAUACUAGUCCUGUCUGGCUGGACCCAAACUCACAGCAGCACCAUCAGCAGCAGUUACAGCAUCAACAACUACAGCACCACCAACAACAUCAUCAUCAGCAGCAUCAACAACAACAACAUCAGCAACAACAUCAGCACCAGGAGGAAGAGAGAGAUGAUGAUUAUAUACCAAGAAUCCAGAGAGAGAAAGAACCAGUACCUGGUGACUUGCACAAAAAAACUCAUCAGAAAUUCUUUAGAGAUCAAGGCCGUCCAUAUAUAUCCCGCGCCACAGGCAAGGAGAUCCGUGGGAGAGCAAUGGGUCCCCCAUGUAAUUGCAAAAAGAGAUGUUGGUCCAAGAUUGAACUUGGAGCAGAUGAAAUUUUCUCAGCUUUCUGGGAUAUGGGUAAUUUUGAUGAGCAGAAUGUGUACCUGUAUGGAAAUAUCUCUAUAAAACCAGUGAGCCGCCAUUAUGUUAAGGGAUCAAACAGACGAACUUAUACGUUUACUUAUUGGUGUAAAGUCCGUGGUAAACAUGUGGAAGUGUGUAAAGAAAUGUUUAUGGGUGUUCAUGGCCUUCAGAAUAGCAGAGGUAGAAUAGGAAAUCUCAUGAAGCAAAUGAAAGAUGGUAACUUACUACCUAAACCUGAUCAGCGUGGAAAACAUUCCAACAGGCCAAACAAGUACACUGAACAAUCCCUCCAAGCAGCUCGAAGACACAUUGAAAUGUACAUCAAUCGAAAUAUGACACUGAAGAAGAUGUACAGAGACUUUUAUAUGCCAUGGUGUGAUGAGAAUAAGAUUGGUGCCGUUAGUGAAGAUAAAUACAGGAGAAUUUAUUCCGAGGAAUAUAAAGUUUCUUAAUACUUAAUAGUAAUAGUAAAUUAGCGGAAUAAGCAGGUACAACACAUUCAUCCUUCAUUCAUCAUUCAUAAAGAUUACAAAUCAAGUGGAACUUGACAUGUAAAUAUAACUUUUCUCCAUUUUUAAAGCAGGUACAGUAUAUAAAAAAAAUUAUAUUGUUUUUGUUUAAGUUUUCAUAAUUAAAAGUUAGUCUCUCCUAUCCAACAUCUUUUCUGUUGGCAGACCAACUUUCCACAGGGAAUGUUAUUAUCUCUGUCUAAUCAAGGUGCAGUUUUGUAAAACAAAAUUCCAUACAUAAGCAAGAAGAUUGUGAUGCUCCUUUAUUGUUAUAGUGCACUUAUGGCUGUGUCGUUGUUUGAGUAUUAGAGUAACCAUCUGUAUAUCUGCUACUUGAUCAAGCCUCCUGGUGGAUAUCUCAUUGGAUCACAUCUAACAUUCCAAGAUAAAGAAGUUUUAUAGUGUUUAAAUAAAACCUAAUGAAUUGUAUCUGAUAUCCAUAAAAUGGAACAUAAAAGUGCAGGUUUUUCUUGAAUACUUUUAUUCAAAAUUAUGGGACGAUCUUACUAAGUUUGAUAGUUAUUGUAAUUUUAAUUUACUAAAUUUUUUAUGUGGAACCCCCAAUAAUUUUGAGUAAUGAGACCAAACUAAACAGUACUGUAACUUUGGAACAAAUUAUAGGAAUUUGAGAGAACUGAUAUUUGGUUAAAUUAUAUAUUAUAUUUUUACAAAUUACAUGGAAAUGUUAUGUAA
Molecule: messenger RNA, 2423 nt
Organism: Homarus americanus (American lobster)
Lineage: Eukaryota; Metazoa; Arthropoda; Malacostraca; Decapoda; Nephropidae
Exons: 5
Coding region: 282-1673 (463 amino acids)
Source: RefSeq, a predicted model, not a curated record